AUGUGGUCCAAUUGCUUAUUAAAAACCUUAUCAAGAAGGCACAGCACAUCAUUUCGGGCUUCGGAUCUAGCUGUUCACCUCACUCAUACCCCUAAAACAAUGCCUCAUCUUGACCAAAGCCUUAUAUUCGGAAAAAACACGACCGACCAUCUAUUCUGGGUUGAUUGAGAUUUUAAAACUUUAAAAAGGCAUUGAGAACCAAUAGCUCUCUUAACACCUCUAGCAGACGGGAGUUCUGUGACCUUUUUGAAGGAGAGCAGCGUGCGUGAGAAUGGUCUACUGGGCUUUUACUUGGUCUAGUGGAUCAUAAUACCCAGAGGAUGGAACCAAUUAGUUGAAAAGGGAUAACACCAAGGCUAGAGGGCUUUUGCUUGACUUAGUCUUAGUCUUAGUUAAAUUUACAGAGUAGCUCCCGGCCAGGACCGAAGGUCCUUUUCUUCCGCCUUUUGGACACUUCGCUUGCUUUCCUUGCCCUGCUCCCAGAGUGCACCUAAGUGCCACAGGCUACCACUCAGCUCCUUCCGGUCAUGGGGCUUGGUCAUGCUAUCCCGGAAGUAGGCGGACUGGGUCACCGUGCUUCACGUCGCCAGACUAGGGUUAGAGCUAAGGAUUAACUCCUUACUCCCCUCCCUCCGUGAGUGAACAAAAAAAUUUUGUUCACUCACGGAGGGGGGUAAUUUUUUUUUAAAAAAAUUUAUAUAAAAAAUAUUUUUUUUCAAAAUUUUAAAAAAAUCCUAAUUCGCAAAAAUUGGAAAGCAAAUAUUAAUUUAAUUUAUAAAAUUUAUGUUUUAAAAAGCAAUUCGUUCAAAAUUAAAUAGAAUUAGCUCUAGAUUUCAUUAUACUAAUUAUCAUUUAUAUAUCAAAAUUUUUUUCCAUAAAAAAAAAUUUUCUAUUAAAAAAAUUUUUGUUCACUCACGGAGGGUGGGUUUUUGGGCAAAAAAUAGCGAUUUUUCUAAUGGUUUUGUUCACUCACGGAGGGGGGGGGGAGUUAGCUCUUGUCGGCUCCUGCCAUGCCCUCCAAAUUGGCACUAGCGGUCCCUAGAGGAAAAACCCUUUUUGCCCCGUGUCUUAUCGGGACGACCCUAGGAUCGUCGUUGCUGGACUGGGAGGGAAACCUAGCCGGACACAAACUACCAGUACCCAUACCAGACCUUUCCCUGGGCUGAUUGGCUUCAGGCCGCAGCAAGGUCCCCAAUCUCGCCACAGUUCCGGGAGAGGACGGGCCGGUGUCGUCGCCAUUUUAUUUGUGUUGCUUUUGCUUGACUAAUCGGACAAUUUCUCAACUCGAUAUCUGGGGUUGAGUCUAGGCUACGAAUUUAAUUCAGAUCGAGAGCCUGGCCAGAAAAUUCGCUUUUUGAAUUUUUUCGAAAGAGCAACUCGCCGGCUCACAGCACGUUGGCCUAGCAUCUUAAUUCCGGAUAUUAAGUGCAUGCCCUAAUCAGAAGGAGCAACGAUUUCUUAGGCUGACUAAUCGGACUAGAGAGCAAGAAAGCGGAGCCAAGCAAGAGACAUGAAAAGCUGGCAGAUUUGUCAGGAUUACUCUAUAAUAAUCUAAGUUAAGUUAAAAUUGGGAUUUUGAAAAAGGGUGGCACACUCCUCAGAUCGUUCCUUUUCAACCACUAGUGCUUGAUCCUUGCAGCUCUUGUUUUCAUUAUGGAACUGAGUGCUUAGAAGGACUUAAAGCCUACAAAACAGCAACUGGCAAAACUCUUCUGUUCAGACCAGAUCUAAAUAUUCAAAGGCUUAGAAAGAGUGCCCGAGCCUUAGCAUUGCCUGAUUUUGAUGGUGCUGAACUACUUCAGUGCAUUCGAAAACUUGUAGAUGUAGAUAAAAAAUGGGUACCAGAUAAAAAAGGCUACUCCAUGUAUAUCCGUCCAACAAUGAUAGGAACACAUCAGCAGCUAGGAGUCACUAAGCCAGGGUCGGCAAAGCUCUUCGUUGUUAGCGCUCUUGUUGGUCCUUACUUUCCUACUGGAUUUAACCCUGUUAAUCUCUAUUGUGAUGAAACAAGAAUAAGAGCUUGGCCAGGCGGUGUAGGGGAUAAAAAAAUCGGAGGAAAUUAUGGCCCUGGAAUUGCUUAUACAGCAGAAAUUAAUAAAUUAGGAUACCAGCAGCUUUUAUGGCUUGUAAAAGGAAAUGUUACGGAGGUUGGAACAAUGAAUUUCUUUAUGCUUUGGAAAAACAAAGAAGGCGAAACGGAGCUGAUUACUCCACCUCUUGAUGGAACAAUUUUAGAAGGAGUUACAAGAGAUUCAAUAUUGGAGCUUACAAGGGAGUGGAAUGAAUUCAAAGUCACGGAGAGAGCCUUUUCGAUUCACGAACUCACCCAAGCUGCUGAAGAAGGCAGAAUAAUUGAAGCUUUUGGGGCAGGAACUGCAUGCAUAGUUUGUCCUGUCCAAAAAAUAUUUUUUAAAGGAGUAGACUAUGAAAUUCCAAUGAAACUUGGAAAAAGCGGCCUUCUUACAAAACGAUUGCUAGAUCACAUUUUAUCAAUACAAUAUGGAGAAAUUGAACACCCAUGGUCAUACAAGGUGGAUUAUAAUUAA
Blepharisma stoltei is the source of this 2546-nucleotide messenger RNA. The record is from the annotation of a GenBank genome assembly. NCBI's taxonomy places the organism in Eukaryota, Ciliophora, Heterotrichea, Heterotrichida, Blepharismidae.